AUGGCAGACUUGACACUGGACAUCAAUGAGGUGCAGGUCUUGGUUCACUUUCCGGGGGAUGCUAAUGGUUUCUUUUGGCACCAUAGGAUACUCCUAUAUCGUAUCGAGGGCGGGGAAUGGCUCACCCUAACUCCCGACCACGACAUCGUCCGGCACAACCUGACGAAUCAGCGACACCGUGUAUUAGAUCGUGCUGCUCCUUUCCCCGGGGACAUCGCUGUUGAGAUUUAUGCUCAUGAUCCUCUAGGUCGGGCUGCUUUGGCAAACUUUAAGCGACAAGCACAGAUCCAGGCGGCGAUCUUGGGAGAGGGCGCCCUACUUGACCCCGAGGUAUUUCAGUGGGUUGUGUGCGAGCCGCACCGGCCCGACUUCGGUAUGGUCGUCGAUGCAGCGCUCCUUGGGAAUGAGGCCACGGGAUUGGCUUUCACGCUUAAGGGGGUGAUCUUGAAAGACGGUGAAGAGGUCUUCGUGGAGCGCGUGGGGGUUGCAGCCAUAGGUGAUUGGAGACGGCAGCGAGGUUUAGAGACUGCCGAUGUGCGAUUAUUGGGUGAUCAUCGCGACGCCUCGGGAAAGAAGGUUCUCGACUUGAAAUCCGCUGUCUCCUUGAUGAAGGCCCCGGCGGAUGAUGAUUUCCCCAUCGCAGGCACUCGAGCAGCGAAGGAAUUUCACGAGAGUGUGGCAUCAUCUACGGGCAAUUUCCUCAGUUACCACACCGAAUGGCUAAGACUUUCCGGGGUGUCUAAGAAGCACAGCGCUGUCCAUGUCCAUCGAGCUCUUUGUGAAGGAUUGCGACUCCUCCACUCCUUUGACCAGAUCGACGCGAGCGCGGUGGCAAUCGGAGAACACUUGACGCGAUGGGCUAUCCAGGUGGAGCUGGCCGUUGAGCGCAACCCGGCGCAACCCGACUACACCGGCCUGGACAUCAUCAGCGGGACGGCUCAACUACCAGAUGGUCGGGCCGACACGGCUAAGUUCUCGGAGUGGGUUACGAGCCGUUUGAAAGAGCGAGCUUCGAUCUGGAAGCAGGAGCGGCUCUUUAUGCACGAGCGCCGCCAACUCCGAGGCAAAGGUCGUGAUGGUGAGGAGGCUUCGAGUUCCGACGAUGGAGGUGGCAAGGGAGCGAGGCGAAAGAAAAAGAAGAACAAAGACAAGAAGGACACCACAGACGCCGGCGCCAAGGGCGCUGGCGGCAUGGUGAUCCCUUCCCAUUGCCGCGGCUUCCUUCUGAGAGACCUCGUGACCUUCAAUCUUUGCAUGGAAAUCCCCUGGACCAAUGUACAGAACUGGAUUAUGAAGGAUCUCCAUCGGCGAAUCAGCCUUUAUGGAGACCCACCGGCCGAUUUGGAUGAGGACUCCGUCAUGGCUGAUUUAGGGCAUCGCAGUAGCCUGUAUGAGCAGGAGGCCAGACACCUAGCCCCCAUGGACCUGGACCGGAUUAAGAUCCUCAAGAGGAGAUUGGAGCCGACCGAUGCCAAAACUUUGGCACCGCCGGAAGUGGUUGCUUACCUUCGGCAUUUUGACGAGCUGGUGGAGCGCACCCCGAGCGAGUUGGCGGUGCUCCGCGAAUGCGGAACCUUGGUGGAACCGUACUGGGACCCAAGCCUGAGGCGAUCACGGACCAAAAGGUUGGAACUGUAUCGAGCCUUGCACUCUGCUGGUCUCCUGGCCUUCCGGCGCAGGAGAAAGGCGCGGGUGGGGUUUUUCACAGUGCACAAAAAAGGUGGAGCCCAGCGCUUGAUCGUGGAUGCCAGGCAGGCCAACGCCUGUCACCGAUCACCUCCGACAACUCGGCUGGCCACACCGGCGGGGAUGAUCAAUUUGGAUCUUUCGGCGCAGACUUUGGAGGCGGAUGGGUUUGGGGGCACGUUUGGUGAUCCGGAGAUUUCGGCGGAGGCGGGGGAUGUCGGCGAUUGUUUCUACAACUUCCAGGUGCCUGAGCUCACGGCGUGGUUUGCCACUGAUGAUUCAUUUUCAAGGGAGGAAAUUCGACAACAACUCGGCUUCGACAUCCCUGAGGUCUACGACGAUUCCCUCGGCUAUGAGACUCCUUUGGAAGAGAACGAGCGCGUGUAUGCGGUGGCACAAUCAAGCUCACGACCAGGCCGACUCAACGAUGAAGAGAUUCGCGACCGUCGUCCUCCUCCUCGGCUUCUCCCUGGACACACCGUGGUUGGCACCUAUGUGGACAACGUACACACCUUCGGAGGUCAGGCGGGCGCCGCUGGCUCCCGUAUGAACGCCAUUGCCGAGAGAUUCCGGUCCUUGGGGAUUCCCUUUGAGGUGGACGGGGUGGAAAAUCAACGAUGGAUGGAUAGCCUCGGACUUCACUUGGACUUCCAGGGGCGCUGCACCGCCAGGUCCAAAAGCCAACGGGCCUGGCAGCUUUGGUUUGCCACCCGUGGCUUGCUCCGUCGGGGCCGAAUCUCAGGACAACUUCUUCGGGUCUACCUGGGCUUGGCCAACUUCCAUUUCCAGUUGAUGCGACCGGCCUUAUCCAUCUUCUCUGCAUGUUACCGCUUCGCGUCAGAGAAUAUUGAUAGGCGCCGCCCUGUUUGGCCUUCAGUUCGUGAGGAGCUCAAGUUGACGCUGGGUCUCAUCUUCUUGGUGGAGUAUGACAUGUCCGCCCCCUUUUGUGAGGAGGUCCAUAUCGGAGACUCUUCGGAUAAAGGCUACGGUCUGACGGUUACCUCGGCUCGUCAUGUCGAGCUACGCCGUGCUCUACUUCAUCGUGAACAGUGGCGCUUCAUCACCAGCGAGGAGCCCGACACACGCCCCAUCCCCCAGGACGGGUUUGAACAUGGACCCUUGGGUUUCCCGGGCAGUGCUCCCAAUGCGGGGGUCGGGAGCCAGACGGCUUACGGCCGCGAGCUCAACCAGCGCAUCGAGGAGGGAUACAAUAACCCGCUCUUUAAGCAGCGACGAUCGCGACUCCUUGGAUCACCGACUCCUUUGAUGACCUCAGUGGUACAGGGACCUUCCAUCCCGGCCUUGGCUCAGGAGUGGGAUGAUCCUCUUCGGUGGCAUCUGGUGACCGCGGGACCUUGGCAACGACCUCGCGAGCACAUAAACGUGAAGGAAGCUCGAGUGUGUUUGAUGGGAUUGCGGCGGCUCUGUCGGACGGCCCGCAAUUGCGGCACUACAGCACUCACCCUGACGGACAGCAUGGUGGCGUGUCUGGCGUUUGAAAAAGGCCGCAGUGGCUCGGGCGCUUUGAAUGCCCUUUGCCGGCGGGCCGCAGCUUACUCCAUCGGAUGCCGGAUCCAGUGGACUGGGAUCUACACCGUCUGCGAGUUCCAGCUGCUCUCCUUUGUCGACUUCGUGGCGGUCUCCUUCGGCAACUUCCUCUACUAUUUCAGGGACGGCCCAGUCAUUGACCUCGAGCACAUCGUCAAGCCCUUUCCCGCUCUACUUCCUGGAGAUCUUUUCGGGCACGGGGUCGCCAAAGGUCACCAGUUUGACCUGCUUAGACCCUCUAGUCAGAAGAUUGUGCUCGACCUCAUCCGAGAUGGGCGGGUAUGGUGUGUGCAUUUCGGCACCCCAUGCACAGUGUGGACUCACGAGGACACGGACGGCGAGUUCCUCUUGGAAGCCAGGCGCUACCUUCGGACUCACCCGGUCGUCUUCGGCAACUUCACUGCCCGUGACCUCGCAAACCUCGUCGGGUACUUUGGCAUCUCCGGCUGUGAAAGUGGACACCACGUCACGGCCCAAAGCACCAAAGUCCGCACUACUCCGGAAGGUGCAGCGCUACCUGCUCGACUCCAAUUGCGAACCCUCAAGGUCACGCAAAAGACUCUGGACAGUUACCAUCGCCACGUGCAGGACUUUGAAAGCUGGGCCAGAUCCAAAGGGCUUCGAACCAAUUUGAAUAAUUUGGAUAAACGAGUGGUGAGGUACAUGACGCAGCUAGCCCUCGAAGACGCUGUGCUCCCGUCGACCGGAGCCUACCUCGUCUUUGGACUUCAGAUGUUGAAGUGCACAGGGCCCAAGGCAAGUUUUCUUCCAGAAGCAAAAGAGGCCCUGGCAGGUUGGCGAAAACUCUCCCCUGGUGGAAUGAGAUUGCCAGUGCCCGAAGAGUUUGUCUAUGACUUCGCCUACUUGGCUCUGGACGAACAGCAACUGGAAAUUGCUUUCGCAAUGAUUAUUCAGUUGGACACUUACCUUCGUCCAUCGGAAUGCCUUGGACUUCGCCGGGCCCACAUCGGCUUCCCAGCGGGAGACCGCUACAACAAGUGGUCCAUCGUGGUGGCUCCCUUCGAUUUGGGCACAGCUACCAAAACGGGAAAAUAUGAUGACUCCGUGCUAGUUGCUGACAAAUCAGACCGCGCCUGGCUCACAGAAGCCAUGCAACUCUACAUGGCAAAGACGACAGACGAGCUUUUCCCGUCCUUGACCUUGGCCAAAUACGAAAAGUGGAUGAAGCAAGCAGCCCCCAAGCUAGGCUACAAGUCUGCCUGUGUGAUGCCCCACAUCUUGAGGCAUGCAGGGGCGUCCAAUGAUGCUUUCCAUCGGCGACGGCCUUUGGCCGAGAUUCAAAAACGAGGAAGAUGGGAAUCCAGAAAGAGCGUCACCAGAUAUGAAAAGCAUGCGCUUCUGCUGAAACGGUGGGAGCAAGCUGACUCGAAGCGUGGGAACACCAUUCGAGCCAGAUCUCAGACCCUGCCGCGCCGCCUGCUGGCAGUGCUGCGAAAGCGGUGA
This is a messenger RNA of Symbiodinium sp. CCMP2456, 4698 nucleotides long. The record is from the annotation of a GenBank genome assembly. NCBI's taxonomy places the organism in Eukaryota, Dinophyceae, Suessiales, Symbiodiniaceae.